GUAGUAUUGAAUGUUCUUGUUUGUGUUUGGAUUUUGGAUUGUCUUCUUACCUGAAAUAACAUUGCGUCAGUUUCACAAUUGAUAAUUUAUUCGAUUUUAACCUCUAAGAAAGGAGAACAAAAAUAUGUACAACCAGUCAGGAUAUCCACCACCCUACUCAGAAAGCGGCCCCUACCCGCCUGGUCCAGGAUAUCCGAUGCCUAAUGUUGGAUUCCAACCAGGACCAGGACCCUAUCCUCCUGCUCCGGGUGAGGGACAGUACCCACCUGGAGGUAUGUACCCUCCCCCGCAGGGUGGGAUGUAUCCCCCGUCCCAAGGCUAUCCACCGUCCCAAGGUUAUCCGCCCUCGCAAGGCUAUCCCCCGUCCCAAGGCUAUCCACCAUCACAAGGAUAUCCAUCGUCUCAAGACUACCCCCAGCCACAAGGGUACCCUCCUCCAGGCGGCUAUGCCCCGCCUCAAGGCUAUCCCCCUGCUGGAGGCUACCCCCCGCCAGUGUCUCAGCAGCCCAUGUCUGGAGGCCACCCAGGAGGUCCCGAUGGUGGUUGGAUGAAUUUGCCAACAGGACCCCCGGCCAAUUGUCCCCCUGGGCUGGAGUAUCUUACGAGUAUUGAUCAGCUGUUGGUGCAUCAGAAGGUUGAGCUGCUUGAAGCUCUGGUCGGCUUUGAGACCAAAAACAAGUUUACCGUGAAGAACAGUCUGGGCCAGAAGGUGUUCUACGCCGUGGAACAGUCGGACUGCUGCUCUCGCAACUGCUGCGGCCCCAUACGCCCCUUCGGCAUGAAGAUUCUAGACAACUACAAGAACGAGGUGAUCCAUCUGGAACGACCCCUCGCUUGUGACUCUUGCUGGUUCCCUUGCUGUCUCCAGAAAAUGGAAGUGUUCUCUCCCCCCGGAUGUCUCGUAGGAACCGUGGAACAGGAAUGGAGCAUCCUUCAACCUUGCUUCAGUGUCAAGAACUCUGCCGGAGACACGGUUCUGCGUAUCGAAGGUCCUGUCUGCACCUUCAGCAUCUGCGGGGAUGUGGAAUUCAACGUGCUGAGCAAAGAUAGUUCGACUGUCGUAGGCAGGAUAUCGAAGCAGUGGAGCGGACUGCUGCGUGAGGCGUUCACAGACGCAGACUACUUCGGCAUCACCUUCCCCAUGGAUCUGGACGUUAGGAUGAAGGCAGUUAUGCUUGGAGCUUGCUUCCUCAUUGAUGCAAUGUUUUUCGAGAAGUCUGGUAAUCGUGAAACGGAUAGACCUGGAAUGUUUUAGUUUGAAAACGCUGCUGCCAAAAUAAACAGUCCAAUGCUGCUGGACUUGGACUAGUCAACUACAUAUUCAGAGGCCUUGGUUCGCACAAUACACUAAAUACAAAAUACAAUGCUUCUGCUCCUUUUUCUACUGCUACAAUAAUAUUUAUUCUUUGGAGUAUUUACACUUAUAAAGUUUACCAGUUUUAGCAAAUGUAUAUAUUUACUGUAGAAGAUGAAGAAGAAGAAUAGAAGAAUAGAAGAUGAAUCUUGUUACGCUGUACUAUUUUCCUGGUUCUAAAAUGGUAAUGUUUUUGCUUUUGUACAUAAAACUAUACAUUGUAUUUAAAUGUGUUGUGUUGUAAAGAUCAAGCUAAAUUUUGUAUUAUUAGUAACUUAUUACAUUUGAGAGCUCAUUUGCGAGAAGAUUGUAAACAAUUUCAAAUGAUAUCUCGGAGUUUAUAUAUAUGACUGAUUAGUUAGAUCAAAAUUGUAAAUUUUAUCUAUUUACCAAUAAGCUUAGUUUAAACUGAUUUAACAUAAGUAAAUCUGUAUGUGUUUCUGAUCAUUUGAAUGUUGGAAAUGAAAAUAUAUAACAAUGGAAAAUCUAUUUUUAUGUCGUCCACAAAUAGAUGAGUAAGUCAAUGUUUAAUUAUUUUUUUUGUGUGGCCUAUUUGAAAUUUUUUAAAUACUACUGUGUCGUACACUGGUACAGCACUCUUGAAGAUUAUUUAUUUAUUUUCAAAAUGUUGCAUCUCACAUCUUUAUGUUAAAAGACAAAAAAAAUACUAUAAAUGAAAUAUUAUGACAUUGAAAGUUUUGUAUGGGAAAACAAGAACAGUAAAUUUUAUUAAUUUGCAGCAAUUGUUCAAAUAACGAGUAAACCGUUUUAACAUUGGUUUGCGUUUGCAUUCUUUACCAAAGAUGAAAUACUAAACAUUUAAUUUUUGAUGAAAUAUAGCCUAGUUUUCAAGACCAAAUGUUGGAUUAGUAACUUGCAUGUCAUUUAUUUUAAUUUUUACAUUGUUUAAAUUGUGUAAAAGUUAAAUAACCAUAAACAAGAUAAUACUUUGAUCAAUGUUUUGUUUUAAAUAAGCAUUUUCAUUUGUUAAGAAUUAAGCUAUAGUUAAAUGAUACAUCGGGUAAAACAAAAAAUUAUUUUAAAAAUGUUAGUUGAAUGUUAAACUGUUUUACAAUAAUUAAUUGUUCCUAACAUGAUUUUAGAUUAUGUCAAACUAACCAAUUUCUAAAACUUAUGUCCAUCCCACUCUUCAUCACAUUGCUAAUGUUAUAGAUGUAUUUGUAUAUUUAUGUUUUGUUUACUAUCUAUUUUUAAUGUUUUAUGUUAAACUCGUUGAAGACUCAUUUCUCAGUAUGUCAAUUAAUAGAAAAUGAAUGAAAUUAUAGUGUUUGUCAUUUUAUGUAAUAUUAUUUAUAUUUUUUCCUUAAUCAUUUGUUUAAAUAUUUUUUUUAUUUAUCGCGACUUUAAUAAAUCUACUGUUUUUCACCUUAAUAUUUGGAUUGAAAUGUCUUUGAAAAUUUACCAUUAUAUUCAUGGGUUUGUUAAUCUAAGUCCCACCAGAUUGUGUAAUUUAAAGUGAAGAAAAAUCUAAGGGUAAACUAGAUGAAGGAAAGCUUAGUUUUUGAUUAAUAAAACAUUUACCAAUUCAAAAUCAUAAUUUACUAUAUUUUGGUGUUUAUAUGUGUCUGUUAGUGCUAUUGUCAGUUGUAAUAAUGUUAUCAAAACUAACUGUUACAUAUUUAAUUUAUUCUAGUCAUUUCUGGUAUACAACCAAAAGAAUAAUUCUUUUAAAUAAAAUGUGUAACUAUUAUUACAUAUUGCCCAGGUGGCUCCCAUUAGGGAAAACUCUUUGUGCUCAUACUAGAUAACACAUUUGUCAUUUUUUAUUUAAAAUUCACAUUUUUUUCUAAUAGUGGUGUGGGAAGGGCACGCUAAGCUUUUAAAAUAUAUGUUGUAAUCUGUUUUCUUAAAUCUUGGAUGAGGGAUCUAUAUAGGAUAUAGGUUAUGUCCUGUAAUCAUGUAUUUAAUUUUUUUAUACCGUUUUUUUCUGAACUUGAAUCAAAUAUUUAUUUUACUAUUUUAUGUUUAAACACCAGUUAACUUUAUCUUAGUACACAAUAAAAUUAGUUAUUAGGCCAACACUUACUCCUACUGUUAACAAUAAUUUUUGAGAAUUUAAUGAAUGUUGCAUGUAAUAUUUUUCUUCCUAUAUAUUUAUUCCUGUUAAUGACAAGAAGUUAAAUUACAAAAGUUUUAAUAAACUAA
Messenger RNA from Macrosteles quadrilineatus (aster leafhopper), 3520 nucleotides. Its product is annotated as phospholipid scramblase 1-like. Bases 125 to 1255 code for a protein of 376 amino acids. Gene Ontology annotation, molecular function: phospholipid scramblase activity. The record is from RefSeq and is a predicted model, not a curated record. Gene Ontology annotation, cellular component: plasma membrane. The transcript has 10 exons. Gene Ontology annotation, biological process: plasma membrane phospholipid scrambling. Lineage: Eukaryota; Metazoa; Arthropoda; Insecta; Hemiptera; Cicadellidae.